AUGUCGUUUAUAAUGUCUUCUAUAUUGUCAGGCCUGGCUAUCCAAGCCACACUGCUGUUCGCCUCGCUGGCCCGGGCGCAGUCGUUCACGAUAGCAGGCGGGCAGAUAUUCACACCCGGGCUGGUAGUUUGGAAUGCGCCGCAACCGGGAACACCGAUGGGCGGAGAUACACUUCAUAUAUCGAUCGAUGUGACGGCAAAUGGCAGGCUAAACCUGCCGCCCUACGCUGCGGAGAGCCCUACCAAGAUACACAACAUUACCAUGUUCCUCUACAGCAGAGAUACGGGCAGGAACUUUACGAUAUCCAACGGUACCGCGACCCUGAACAACAACAGCUUUGGCGAUCUCAUGGCCCAGGAGCCCGGAAGCACGGUCAAGCACAUCAACUGGCUCUGGCCGAACUGCCUUGCUGGUGACGGCCAGCCAAGAGACGCUGGCAGCGCUCGGGGUGUCUAUAACAUCUCCAUCCGCCAGAACUUCCGACUGAACGGCCAGGACCACUACACCGUCUUCGACCUGCCCAUCUCGGUCACCAACCGGAUCGACUCUGGGCUGGACCGGCCGCCAUGCGACGAGCUCAGCAACCCGCUCCUAGACGAGGACCGGAUCGACGCCCGCUCCGCAAACAGCGUCGGCGUCCUGUUCGCGCCCGGCGACGCGACCCAGGUCCAGUUCGUCGACAACUCCAAGAACAAGGGCGACGGCCUGGGGCCCUCGAGGGGUCCCGCCAACGGGCUCGGUUCUGCUGCCAGCAGCACUGUGGGCUGGCACGCCGGGGCAGUCUGGGUUUGGGGGCUCUGCGCUACUCUGGCACUUUUUGCCUGA
Messenger RNA from Gaeumannomyces tritici R3-111a-1, 825 nucleotides. RefSeq lists its product as hypothetical. The record is from RefSeq and is a predicted model, not a curated record. The transcript is spliced from 5 exons. Lineage: Eukaryota; Fungi; Ascomycota; Sordariomycetes; Magnaporthales; Magnaporthaceae. Bases 1 to 825 code for a protein of 274 amino acids.